GAGCAGCAGGGGACAGAACGGCAGAGAACAUCUGCACAGAGCAGCUGCACACYGUCAGCCUCAGGAUGCACCGCUGGGCUCUGCUCUGGACUCUCGUCUUACUGCUGAAAGAGGCACAGUCGUGGGGCUUCAGAAAUGGAAUAUUUCAUAACUCAAUAUGGCUGGAACAAGCAGCUGGGGUUUACCACCGGGAGUCACGCAAAGGGAGGUAUCAGCUGACGUACAAAGAGGCCAAGGCUGUCUGCAAAUACGAGGGAGGGACGUUGGCCACCUAUGAUCAACUGGAAGCAGCGCGACAAAUAGGUUUCCAUGUGUGUGCCGCCGGCUGGUUCGACAGAGGACGGGUCGGCUAUCCCAUCGUCAAGGCCGGGGCCAACUGUGGCUUUGGAAGAGUCGGCAUCGUCGACUACGGAUACAGGCUGAACAAGAGUGAGAAGUGGGAUGUUUACUGCUACAAUCCAAACUCGAAGGAGUGUGGCGGCGUUCUGACUGAGCAGCAGAAGAUCAUCCAGUCGCCCGGUUUCCCUGAGGAAUACCAGGACGAGAUGAUCUGCUACUGGCACAUCCGGGUGCGCCUGGGUCAGAGGAUUCGCCUCCACUUCCUGGAGCUGGACGUGGAGGAAGACACGUCCUGCCUGGCAGAUUACCUGGAGGUGUACGACAGCUACGAUGAUGUGUCCGGCUUCGCUGGAAGAUUCUGUGGUGACAAUUUACCGGAUGACAUCAUCAGCACAGGUGAGCUGCCAUCAGUUAUUCAUGACAGAAACAGUUUGAACUCUGGCUAA
Molecule: messenger RNA, 785 nt
Organism: Poecilia reticulata (guppy)
Lineage: Eukaryota; Metazoa; Chordata; Actinopteri; Cyprinodontiformes; Poeciliidae
Source: RefSeq, a predicted model, not a curated record